AUAAUAAUUCUAAAAAUAAGUUCAGCACAAAAGUUUCGCACAUAUAUUUAAUUAAAUAUAUAAUACAAAAAAAAACUUACAAGUAUGAGAUCCAUAAAAAGUAACCGAACUGAGCUGAAAAAUAUCGGCUUCAAAGUGACAUUACCCAAAUUAUUAAUAUUAACAUACGUUAUAUUAGCUCUUAGUAUAACCCAUAUUAAGGCUAGUUCAGACUACAGUGAUUCCGAUUAUUCAUCAAGCGAUGAUAGUCCCAGUAGUAAAAAUGAUGAUAUCCUUGAAACAACACUUAUAGAGCAAGCAGAAACAUUCGAGAAAAAACAAAAAACAGAAGAUAGUACUGUCAAAGAUGAACAGACUGAGUUACCCCCAAAAAGUGUGCACACAAUUUUGAAUAAUGAAAUAUCUACACAACGAACCUCAACUGAACGUGAAAAUCUUACAGAUGAAGAAGAUAUCAGUGAAGACUACGAUGAGCAUUUCCCAGUUAAUUUAAACGUCUUAACAACAACAAAACCUAUCAAUUCUACAGCUGCUACAACAUUAGUACCGGAGUAUGUGCGUAAAGGUAAAGCAGAAAUAUUUCCAGUUACGGUACCAACACCAAAUGAAUCGGAAGGAGAUACUGAUACAAAUAUCUCACUAUCCGAUUAUAUUGAUGAUGGGCAGAAUGAACAAAACUUACAACAACAACUACAAAAUACAGAGAAUCAUAAAAUAAAAAAUAUUGAAGAUGUUUUACCACUUGCCAUGAAGUUUUAUCAAAACUUUGCAAACACAAUAAACAAUGAUGCCGAAACAAAUAAUCUAACAGAAACACCACACCAACAACCUUUACCGCUACCUCAACAACAAUUGCUGCCAAACGAGUAUCGCAAUCAACACUUUCAUCCGAAUAGCUCUGAAGAAGAAUACUAUGAAGACUCACAUGAAAGCAAUGAACAACAAAUUCAACGAGAUAGUAAAACAACUUUUGCACCGAUUAAUUUUCAAACAUCCACAGUGCUUCCGAUGAUAUAUCAACCAAAUGUUGCAAUUGUACGCCCCACAACAACAGGUACAUCAGAAUUAUCAACAACAUCGACAUCAACAUCAACAUCGAUAUCAGUAUCAACAACAACCUCAAAACCAAUAACAACAUCAACAACAACAACAACUGCAACAGCAUCACCAUCUGUUGGUACCUUACCUACAACAAUAACAGCGACAGCAACAACAACAACAACAUUGCGCCCAGUAGGCAAGCAGGGUAAACAAAUAAACAUUUCACGACGUAAAUUACUGCCACAUGAGCAGUUACGCAACUACAUCGAAGAUGCCUAUAUACGCAUGCCACUUGCCGUCAUCGUCGAUCCAUCACCGGAAUCUUUGGAGAAAACUAAAACGCUUUGGCAAGAUGCAUUGCGUAUGAAUUUGAAUAUUAAAAUCGUUUUGGUCUCAUUAAAUGCUUCAGGGUCCCCAGCUGCUUAUAAUUUUAAUAAUACUCGACAAUUUUUAGCCGGCUUGAAUAGUAUUAAAGAGAACGAUGGCGGUGAUGCAUUUAUAGGCAUUGUACAUGCCUCUGAAUUAGUGCCAUACGACAGUGCCGUAUUUAUUUGCACUGCUGAAAUACCAGAUCAUACCGAUUUGGUACAGGACGCAGCUAUAACACUACUUAAAAAGAGAAUACGGCUUUACUUGAUAUGGUAUGGAGAGCGAGCAAUAAGUGAAAAUGAAACUCAAGAUGAAGUGGGCGGUAUUUUAGGUGAAGUAGCAAUACGGUCCGGCGGCGAAAUAUUGCACAUUGUCGGCAGUGAGAAUUCGCAAGAAUUGGAAGGCAACACGUUAAAUAUUGUAGCUGAUGCACUUCGUGGUUCUCAAGAAGUAGAUGUACCAGUGGAUACAACGCUUGCAAGUUUACAUGUAAAAAUUGACAAACCUAUGCGAUCAGCUAUACUUGAAACGCCCAACGGUGAAAUAAACUUAAGAAAACUUGUUAAAUUUAAAUCACGUAUAUUGACACUUGGUAAGGACGAUCAGAGAUUAGAUGCUUUUGUACCAUUAACAAAACUACGUAAAUCAACCGUGUUUAAACUAAAAAUGGUGCCGGAAUCAAUGGAAGAAGAAUAUAGCGUUUUCGUACGUGCAGAUCGUAAGGCCGACCUCUUUUUGGAUGAUAUGAUCAAACGUUUUGACACAUAUUUCUUCGAUGGAACAUCCUCAUAUCCUUCGAAAUUUCGAAACAAUCGUUUGCAAAGUAUUACUUCAGCAUUGGCAGCAGCCACUUUAACUACACAUGAUAAUUUAAAAUUUCCCGAUGACGACAAAAAAGAAGAUACCAAUGAAUUACUGGAUGUACCGAAAUCAGAAGUGGAGACCUUUUCGGAUACAGAGAUACAUACAAAUGUUACACCAAACGAAACGUUGACUGACGACGCAACAAAGAUGGCUGCUAAACAAUAUGCUAAAAAUUUACUACAAAUUGGUACUACCAGAGUUGAAAUGGGGACUAGUUCACAAAUUUUAGUUGCUCCAGGAAUGAUGGGACAAUUAUAUUUUGAAAUUACUAAUACUCGAACAUCCGCUGUAUAUCAUAAUUUGCAAGUAAUUGAUGAGAGAAAAUUUUUGGUGAGAUUAGUACCACAAAGCAUUUUUAUAAGACCUGGUGAAACUGUUACAGUUACCGUAACUGUUGUAGUACCAAACAGUACGCCACAAGGUACUGUUGAUAAAAUUACAUUUACUUGUCAUGGCAGUGGUACUGCAGAAACAACAUCAUUAUCAUUGAAUUUGAAAGUUAUGACACCAACAGAUAUACAGGAUACUACAUCACCAAGUUUGUCAUGGGAAUUUGGAAAUCGUUGUGAAAAUGUGCCGAGGGAUGCUUCAAAUUGUGGUGAAAGAUUUUGGACAUUAGACAUCACUGCACAAGAUUGGCAAACGGGUAUUUUGCGACUACAGUCAACGCCUACGGGUCUUAUAUACAGAAAUUCUUAUACUAUUGGUUCAACAGAACCUUUAAAAGCCACUUAUAUUGCAAGUUGUUGUGAUCCUAAAGUAUCUUUGAUUGCAUACGACAUAGCAGGAAAUCAAAAAUCUAACACUAUUGAUGUACGAGAUAUUGUGCUGACAGAAGCGUCCAUUGCAGCCAUUACAUUGGGUGCGAUUUUAUUGAUUUUACUGAUAAUACUAAUGAUUGUGGGUAUUGUAUGGUGUUGUCGAAGACGUCGAGUUGUCUUAGAUUUACCCACAUAUCGUUCUCAUUCGACUCGAAGUAUGGAAUAAUAAGGCAUUAAUCAGGACUUAAGUACCAAAAGAAUUUCUUAUGGCAAAAAAUCAAGUAUAUAUUGUAUGAAUAAAUAAAAAUAUGUGUAAACGCAGCAUUAUUUUGUGUCAACAUGUUGAUUUUAUAUAGCAUUAAGAGUCUAUAUAAGUUUUUUACCUUAAGCAAUG
This is a messenger RNA of Teleopsis dalmanni, 3429 nucleotides long. RefSeq lists its product as uncharacterized. NCBI's taxonomy places the organism in Eukaryota, Metazoa, Arthropoda, Insecta, Diptera, Diopsidae. Bases 85 to 3261 code for a protein of 1058 amino acids. The transcript is spliced from 8 exons. The record is from RefSeq and is a predicted model, not a curated record.